This is a messenger RNA of Onychostoma macrolepis, 5204 nucleotides long. It is a transcript of the gene mgat4a, whose product is annotated as alpha-1,3-mannosyl-glycoprotein 4-beta-N-acetylglucosaminyltransferase A. The coding region runs from base 424 to 2025 and encodes 533 amino acids. Gene Ontology annotation, biological process: protein N-linked glycosylation. The record is from RefSeq and is a predicted model, not a curated record. NCBI's taxonomy places the organism in Eukaryota, Metazoa, Chordata, Actinopteri, Cypriniformes, Cyprinidae. The transcript is spliced from 16 exons. Gene Ontology annotation, cellular component: endoplasmic reticulum; Golgi stack; endoplasmic reticulum-Golgi intermediate compartment. Gene Ontology annotation, molecular function: acetylglucosaminyltransferase activity.
UGUAGGUGUGGUCUUCAACAAAGCUUGAUUGAGAGAUCACAUCGCCGUUGACGAGUCUGGCAGGACGGUCCGUCAAAUUUGGUAUUUUAAUGAUCAUCAUUCAUCACAAAACGUGUUUUUGCUCCUUCUUUGACUGGAUAGUUUUUACGAGAUCGAGCUGCGCCGGUUCGCUGUUCAAUAACAGGCUGAAAGUAACGGCAGGCAUGAGGAUUGCACAUCUUUCUCUGGAAAUGCAUCAGUUCCGCUGGGUUGCCUCGUGACUCCAGCAGCGACCGAGAGGCGAAGGAGGAGGAGGAGGAGGACCGCGGCGCAGACAGCAGAUGAUCCGGGCCCCCGUCACCUCCUGUCCGCUCCCCUGAAGCGCUUAUGCACGCCUGGAUCAGGAGGACCAGAGGCAGCUGCACGGGGAGGCGCUGAAAUGAGAUGAGGCUCAGACAUGGAACUGUUGCCACUGCGAUUGUUUUCUUCACGUCGUUUCUCAGUCUGUCCUGGUACACGGCUUGGCAAAAUGGCAAAGAAAAGUUGGUAGCCUAUCAGAGGGAGUUUCACGCCCUGAGGGAGCGUCUGCGUGCGGCGGAGCACCGAACCCUCCAGCGCUCCUCUGAGCUCAACGCCAUCCUCGAGCAGUUCAGACGGGCCAUCGCAGAGACCAACGGCAGCAAAGAUGCUCUCUCCAACUUCUCAGAUGAGACACAGAAGUUGCUGAAGGAGUUGGCUCACAGGAAGCCCCUCCAGGUGCCAAAUAUCUACCACCAUCUGCCUCACUUGCUCAACAAUGAAGGCAGCCUGCACCCUGCUGUACAGGUGGGCCAGGGACGUACCGGAGUCUCCAUGGUGAUGGGCAUCCCCACGGUGAAGCGGAAAGUAAAGUCAUACCUGUCAGAGACGCUUCAUUCACUCAUCGAUAAACUCUCGGCGGAGGAGAAGCUCGACUGCGUCAUCAUAGUGUUCGUGGGAGAGACGGACAUAGAUUACGUAAACAGUGUGGUUGCAGGCCUUGAAAAAGAGUUCUACACAGAGCUGAAUUCUGGGUUACUGGAGGUCAUAUCUCCCCCUGCCAGCUACUAUCCAGACUUCAGCAACUUGAAAGAAACCUUUGGCGACUCAAAGGAGAGGGUGAAAUGGAGGACCAAGCAGAACUUGGACUAUUCCUUUCUAAUGAUGUAUGCUGUGAACAAAGGGGUCUAUUAUGUCCAGUUAGAGGACGACAUCGUUGCCAAGCCCAACUAUUUUGCCACCAUGAAAAACUUUGCCCUACAACUCGCCACUGAGGACUGGAUGAUCCUUGAGUUUUCACAGCUGGGCUUCAUUGGAAAGAUGUUCCAAGCCCCAGAUCUAAAUCUCAUUGUGGAGUUUAUCUUCAUGUUUUAUAAGGAAAAGCCCAUUGAUUGGCUGCUGGAUCAUAUACUCUGGGUCAAAGUAUGCAACCCAGAGAAAGAUGCCAAACACUGUGAGAGACAGAAGUCGAGUCUACGCAUUCGUUUUAGGCCCUCUUUGUUUCAGCACGUAGGCCUGCACUCCUCCCUUGCUGGGAAAAUCCAGAAACUCACGGAUAAAGACUUCCUGAAACCUCUGUUGCAUAAGAUUCACGUGAACCCGCCGGCGGAGGUGUCCACCUCUCUUAAAGUGUAUCAAGGUCAUACACUUGAGAAGACCUACAUGGGUGAAGACUUCUUCUGGGCCAUUACUCCGAUGGCUGGAGACUACGUCCUGUUCAAGUUUGAUCGGCCUGUCAACAUAGAAAGGUUCCUCUUUCGCAGUGGAAACCAGGAGCACCCAGGUGACAAAAUCGAGAACACUACUGUCGAGAUCCUGCCCUUUUCGGACACUGAAUUGAAGACCAAAGAGAAAUACAAACGAACAGAGGACCGCUUCUAUAAACUUGCUCAGUUUGAGAAAGGAGUGGCAGAGGGAACAGUUGACCCUGCCUUUAACCCUGUGGUGGCUGUUCGUCUGACGGUCCAGAAGGACUCCGCCGUGUGGGCAAUUGUUAGCGAGAUCCAUAUCAAGAGGAUACCUGGGUAACUACCUGAAUGUCUCCAGUGGUCGAGGUCCUCUGGUCACCACAACAGGGACGUGCUGCUCGCAUCUACAGCGGAUCAAGAGUGCGUGAAAGAACCCUGGCUUUAUGUUCUUCUCCUCUUAAACUUAACUUUUUCCUCUUUUUUUUUUUGUCAUUUCAUCUUCCUUUGGUAGUUCUACUUGCCUUUGCCUCUGUCGUCAGACUUCGUUUUACCUUUUACUGUUCCCUGAAUUCUGUUGUGUGAAUGUGACUACUACUGUACAGAAAAAAAAACAAACACUUUUUGACAGAAUGUUUUCAGACACUAAAUUUGUGUCGUAAAGAAUUGCAAUCAUCGCUGUCAUUAAGAUUUGAAGUUCAGGAUUCAAGGCUGCACCAAUGCUGGAGAAUAUGUUAAUGUCCCCUACUGAUGAAGAAUGUCCUCAGCGCUCUGCCGUCAUGGACUGUAACUGACCCUGGGUCAGAUAAGCCCGGCUGGAUUUCGGUUGAGAGAUGAACGAGUGGGACGACAGAAGUUUUUGUUUUUCGAAGUUUUUUUUUUUUUUUUUUACAGGGUUUUAGGUAGGUUUUAGGCUGUUGAUGUUUGAAACACUUUUAAGAACAUUUAGAGACCAGUUUAUUAUUUUAUUGACUGCUUUGCCAAAAUCUAAAAACAUAUUUCUAAAAAACAAACAGCAUAUCUUUGGGCCUCUACCUGGUCAACAGAAGUGGCUUUUCUUCUUUUGUGUUGGUUUAGUGUCAACGAAUCAAUCAUGGCUUUCAAUCUGAAGGUUUUUAAUUGCUGUUGUUAUUAUUAUUAUUAUUAUUAUGACGAUCUAUGAAGGUGAAUUAAUUUAUUUGAAAUAAAUCUUUAAUUUGUACAAAAGGUAAAUGCUUUUAUUUUAUAUUCUUUGGAAAUGUAUGAUGUGGCAGAGAUUUAUUGUGGCUUCAAGUCGAGUGAUGGUUGACGUUUGUAUCUCUGUAGUUGAGAAGGGUGCAGGGCCGCCCACUUCUGUGCCUUAACAUCCAGCAUCCCAGUAGGGGGCCUGGUAAAGGACUGCCUUGCGCCCUGUGUCAAAACGCUUAAAUCAUCAAUAGGACAGUUUGUUAGUUGCUUGAUUUAAGUGAGACGUUCAAGUGUAGAGCAUGGCAUGUCCAUUUUUAUGUUCCAGAGUCUUUCAUGUCUUCAUUUGUUCAUGGAGCAUUUUCCAUCUCAAAUAAUCCGCUUUCAUCAUGUCAGUCAGAAAAUGUUCUCCUUUCUAUGCUGUAUCGCAAGUAUCUGAAUGUUCAGUGAGUCAUGAUUAAGUCCAGAUGGAAUCUGCAGAUUUUUUUCUGCACAGAAUGAAUUUAAAUGUGGUGAAAUGAUUAAUGAAGCUGAGGGUACUACAUUUUAAUGGUAGCUGAAAGCACAAUCUACAGAGUCCCUAAAGAGACAUGGUGGUGGGGAAAUAAAAUGAGCUGAUUUUUCAAAGCAUUGAAAAAUUAUACUUCAAAGAUCUUGGUUCUCUCAAAGUGUUUGCAUUAAAGUGCCCUUAUUAUAGGUAAUGAAAGGUUCGUAUUUUGGUUUUGGGAGUCCCCAACAACAGAUUGACAUGCAUGCAAGGUCAAAAAACACUUUCAUUUUCUUAUAAUAUGCAUUUAUAUUUACCUUAUUUGCUCAACGACUCUCAAACGAUUCUUUUUUCCAAACCCUGCCUUUGCGUGACGCUAAUCUGCAGUUGAUUGGUCGAUUUCAUUUAAAGCAGUGUUUGUGUGCUCAGUGCUGCUUUGUGUACAGCGUUACCUAGUAAAAGCGGCACCUAGUGCCAAAGAAUGAAUUUGCAUUUUCAUUCAGACCAAUGCGAAAAGACCAACAAGUGGGCGGGCAAUAUGCUAAUGGUCAACAUGAAACAGCUUGGGAUUCGUUUUUAAAAACGACUUGUUUCAAUGAUUCAGAGUCGACUCUUUCUUUUGAGAGACAAUAACUUUAUACACGGUGCACUUUUAGAUUUAAAACUUUGCAGGAUGUUUUCAUUCACUUAGAGCUGUUACACACUGCAUGAAAGGUAAUUUUCAAAAAUCCAUAAUAGGGGCACUUUAAGCCAAAUACAGUGUUAGUUUUUAGCAAAAAUAAAUGGUAAAAACCUGAAAUAAUUCAGCCAUAAAUUUUUCUCACCAUGAAAACAGCUACAGAAUCUGGCGUGACGUUAAACGCAAACAAACUUUGUGUUUGCUCGCAAUACAUUUGUGAUGGAAAUAUGAGGUAGGACCAAGAACUGUGUUUCAGUACUUUGUGAGAGAACGCAAAGGUUUUGCUAGAUAUUGAAAAGGUUUUGCAAGCGAAUGCAAAGUUUAUUGGGUAAACGCAGCACUUUUUGCGAAUUAACACAAAAGAUUUGUGAGCAAGUGCACAUUUUAUUGGGGGAAGAGAAGUUUUGUGAGCAAAGUUUCUUGGGGAAACGCAGUACUAUUUUACAAAUGAACGUAGAAGUAUUGCCAAUUUCCUUGAGCGAUCAUAGAACUUUUGCAAGUGAACGCAAAGUUUCUUGAGGCAACAUAAUGCGUUUACAAACUAAUGCAAACAUUUUGCAAGCAAACUUAAGUAUUGAAAUAUUUUUUUUUUCAUCACCUUGUCUGCUUAGGGAUUCUUUAACAAUCAAAUAAGCCACAAUAUGUAAAAAUGCAUAGAACGUAAUGAAUGACUGCAAUUUCUAUAGAGUGCUGCUGGUGCAGAUUCUAUGUGGACCUGGUCAGGAGCAAAAUAUUACCAGAACCAUAGAUUUAUAAUGGAAAUGCUAUUUUCAGAAGUGUUAAGUGUGCUGGUUUUGACACCUGGAUUUAUUACACUGUACAUUUAUUAUACUGUAAAGCUACGGUUCCUAUUUAUUUUGCUUGUAGCUCCUGACGUAGGGACUUGAUGGUGACGUAACUGCUGUACAGAUUUCCGAAGUGCUCUCAUCUCAUGUGAUUGUAUAUAUCUUUAAUAAGAUGAAAGUUUUAGUUCAGUCUGUCAUUGUAUAAUGCUUGAUGCUUCAAGUUUCAGAACAUAUCCUUUUUAGAUACAUACUGUACACCCUCAUUUUAGUGACUACUUGGAGCCGGAUGUGAAUCUCAGUGUGUGUUUUGUAACAGAAAGCCAAUGUACUGUCAUAAACAUUUGUUUACAGUUUGUUUAUGAUCUCUCCUGAGAGGAGAGAUGGAGAUAAAUCCUUGGUCAUCAUUC